Messenger RNA from Sus scrofa (pig), 7475 nucleotides. It is a transcript of the gene PLCB2, whose product is annotated as phospholipase C beta 2. Lineage: Eukaryota; Metazoa; Chordata; Mammalia; Artiodactyla; Suidae. Gene Ontology annotation, cellular component: cytoplasm. Gene Ontology annotation, molecular function: calcium ion binding; phosphatidylinositol-4,5-bisphosphate phospholipase C activity. The record is from RefSeq and is a predicted model, not a curated record. Gene Ontology annotation, biological process: G protein-coupled receptor signaling pathway; phosphatidylinositol-mediated signaling; phosphatidylinositol metabolic process.
GCAGCACUGUACCCAGCUACCUCCGGCCCGAGGGCUGUCAGGGCACCCAGACUUCCGGGUCUGCUGGGGGGUGGGGUGGGCGGGUAACAUGUGAGCCCAGCUAGGCUCCCCUCCUGCCCGCCCUCCUUCUUCCCUUCCUCCUGUCCGCUGUGCCUGCCCAGCCUCUCCAAAGAGGGACAGUUGGCACCAUGUCUCUGCUCAACCCCGUCCUGCUGCCCCCCAAGGUGAAGGCCUAUCUGAGCCAAGGGGAGCGCUUCAUCAAAUGGGAUGAUGAAACAACAAUAGCCUCCCCGGUUAUCCUCCGUGUGGACCCCAAGGGCUACUACUUAUACUGGACGUAUCAGAGUAAGGAGAUGGAGUUUCUGGAUAUCACCAGCAUCCGGGACACCCGCUUUGGGAAGUUUGCCAAGAUGCCCAAGAGCCAGAAGCUCCGAGAAGUCUUCAACAUGGACUUUCCCGACAACAGCUUCCUGCUGAAGACACUGACUGUGGUGUCCGGCCCAGACAUGGUGGACCUCACCUUCCAUAACUUCGUCUCCUACAAGGAGAAUGUGGGCAAGGCCUGGGCUGAAGAUGUCCUGGCUCUGGCCAAGCAUCCGCUCACAGCCAACGCCUGCCGUAGCACCUUCCUGGACAAGAUCCUGGUGAAGCUCAGGAUGCAGCUCAACCCUGAAGGGAAGAUUCCUGUGAAGAAUUUUUUCCAGAUGUUUCCUGCUGACCGCAAGCGGGUGGAAGCUGCUCUCAGCGCCUGCCACCUCCCCAAAGGCAAGAAUGAUGCCAUCAAUCCCGAGGACUUCCCAGAAUCCGUCUAUAGGAGUUUCCUCAUGAGCCUCUGUCCUCGGCCUGAAAUAGACGAGAUCUUCACUUCCUACCACUCCAAGGCCAAACCCUACAUGACCAAGGAACACCUGACCAAAUUCAUCAACCAGAAACAGCGCGACUCCAGGCUGAACUCCCUACUGUUUCCGCCAGCGCGGCCUGACCAGGUGCAGGGCCUCAUCGACAAGUACGAACCCAGCGGCAUCAACGUGCAGAGGGGCCAGCUGUCCCCCGAGGGCAUGGUGUGGUUUCUCUGUGGGCCAGAGAACAGCGUGCUGGUCCAGGACAAGCUGCUGCUGCAUCAGGACAUGACGCAGCCACUCAACCAUUACUUCAUCAACUCGUCACACAACACCUACCUGACAGCUGGCCAGUUCUCAGGCCUUUCCUCGGCCGAGAUGUACCGCCAGGUGCUGCUGGCUGGCUGCCGCUGCGUGGAGCUGGACUGUUGGAAGGGAAAGCCCCCUGAUGAGGAGCCCAUUAUCACUCACGGCUUCACCAUGACCACAGACAUCUAUUUCAAGGAAGCAAUCGAAGCUAUUGCAGAGAGUGCCUUUAAGACCUCCCCUUAUCCGGUCAUCCUGUCAUUUGAAAACCACGUGGACUCACCCCGCCAACAGGCGAAGAUGGCCGAGUACUGCCGGACGCUAUUUGGGGAUAUGCUGCUCACAGAGCCCCUGGAAAAGUUCCCACUGAAACCAGGUAUCCCCCUGCCCAGCCCUGAGGAUCUCCGGGGUAAGAUCCUCAUCAAGAACAAGAAGAACCAGUUCUCUGGCCCCACGGACCCCAGCAAGGAGCCGGGUGGGGAGGCUGAGGGUGGCGGUCCACCCAGUGCCCCUGUGGGUGAGGACACGGUGCUGAUGGAGCCCUGUGUGGCAGCGUGGGCUGGUGAGGAAGGGGCUGAGCUGGAGGAGGAGGUGGACGAGGAAGAGGAGGAGGAGUCGGGAAACCUGGAUGAGGAAGGGAUAAAGAAGAUGCAGUCAGAUGAGGGCACAGCGGGCCUGGAAGUGACGGCUUAUGAGGAGAUGUCCAGCCUUGUCAAUUACAUCCAGCCCACCAAGUUCAUCUCCUUUGAGUUCUCUGCCCAGAAGAACCGAAGUUAUGUCAUCUCCUCCUUCACAGAGCUCAAGGCCUACGACCUGCUCUCCAAGGCCUCAGUGCAGUUCGUGGACUACAACAAGCGCCAAAUGAGCCGCAUCUACCCCAAGGGCACCCGCAUGGACUCCUCCAACUACAUGCCCCAGAUGUUCUGGAAUGCUGGUUGCCAGAUGGUUGCCCUCAACUUCCAGACGAUGGACCUGCCCAUGCAGCAGAACAUGGCGCUCUUUGAGUUCAACGGGCAGAGCGGCUACCUCCUCAAGCAUGAGUUCAUGCGUCGGCUGGACAAGCAGUUCAACCCCUUCUCGGUGGACCGCAUCGAUGUGGUGGUGGCCACCACCCUUUCUAUUACGGUGAUAUCUGGGCAGUUCCUGUCAGAACGCAGUGUGCGCACCUAUGUGGAAGUGGAGCUGUUUGGCCUGCCUGGGGACCCCAAGAGGCGCUAUCGCACCAAGCUGUCACCCAGUACCAACUCCAUCAAUCCCGUCUGGAAGGAGGAGCCCUUUGUCUUUGAGAAGAUCUUGAUGCCCGAGCUGGCUUCCCUCAGGGUGGCUGUGAUGGAGGAAGGCAACAAGUUUCUUGGACAUCGCAUCAUUCCUGUCAAUGCCUUGAAUUCUGGAUACCACCACAUGUGCCUGCACAGCGAAAGCAACAUGCCCCUCACCAUGCCUGCACUCUUUGUCUUCCUGGAGAUGAAGGACUAUGUACCUGACACCUGGGCAGAUCUCACGGUGGCCCUCGCCAAUCCCAUCAAGUUCUUCAAUGCCCAUGAUAAGAAGGCUGUGAAACUCAAGGAAGCCAUGGGAGGUCUACCUGAGAAUCCCUUCCCUCUCGGGAGUCCGGUUGCCCGCCAGGUCAAUGGGGCAUUGGCCCCAACGAGCAACGGGUCAGCAGCAGCUGGGGCCAAGGCCAGCGAAGAGGUCACCAAAGAAGCUGCGGAGCCGCGGACCGCCAGCCUGGAGGAGCUGCGGGAGCUGAAGGGCGUCGUGAAGCUGCAGCGGCGGCACGAGAAGGAGCUUCGGGAGCUGGAGCGGCGCGGCGCGCGGCGCUGGGAGGAGCUGCUGCAGCGGGGCGCGGCACAGCUGGCCGAGCUCGCGCCGCCAGGUGCGGGGGGCGGCGGCGGGUGCCGUGGCCGCAAAGUCGUUCCGGGCAAGGGCUCCCGCAAGAAAAGGACCCUGCCGGGCGAGGACACCGCCGGGUUGGAGCCGGCUGAGGGCCCGGAGGGCGCGGACGCGCGCCUGAGAGAGCUGAGAGAGAGGCUGGAGCAGGAGCUGCUACAGCAAGGAGAGGAGCAGUGCGAGUGCGUCCUGAAGCGCAAGGAGCAGCACGUGGCCGAGCAAAUGACCAAGAUGAUGGAGCUGGCCAGAGAGAAACAGGCUGCAGAGCUGAAGACCCUCAAGGAGACCCUGGAGACUGACACCAAAGAGAUGAAGAAAAAGCUGGAGGCCAAAAGGCUAGAGAGGAUCCAGGCCAUGAUCAAGGUCACUACAGACAAAAUGGCUCAGGAGAGGUUGAAAAGAGAGAUCAACAACUCCCACAUCCAGGAGGUGGUGCAGGUCAUCAAGCAGAUGACAGAGAAUCUGGAGAGGCAUCAGGAGAAGCUAGAAGAGAAGCAGGCAGCCUGCCUGGAACAGAUCCGAGAUAUGGAAAAGCAGUUCCAGCAGGAGUUGCUGGCAGAGUACGAGGACAGGAUGAAGGGUCUGGAGGCGGAAGUGAAGGAGUCAGUGAGGUCCUGCCUCAGGGCCUGCUUCCCCUGGGAGGAGGACAAGGCUGAGAGGCCCUGUGGGGUUCCCACAGAGCUGUGUGAGCAGGACCCACUCACGGAGAAGGCAGACACCCAGGAGCACCACCUCUGAUACCCCCACCCCACUGGGACAUUGUGCAAGAGCAUUCAUCUUUCUCUGGGAUGUGGCUCCAUCUCCCCUGGAGGAAAAGGCCCGGGCACACUGAGGCUGCAGGCAGCUGGGGCUCCCUUGGAUGCCAGAGCCCCUUCCUCACAGCCAGGCUAAGGAGAAGGCAGGAACCAGAUGUCAUCUGGGGCCCACUUGGGGCCUAGGGGUCCUCUCAAGCUGAGCUCCUGCUCUUCAUCUGAAUAAGCAUCAUAUUUGUUGAGGUCAAAAGAAUAUGGACUGGGAGUUCCCACUGUGACUCAGUGGUAAUGAGCCCAACUAGUAUCCAUGAAGAUGUGGGUUCAAUCCCUGGCCUCACUCAGUGGGUUAAAGAUACGGUGUUGCCGUGAGCUGUGGUGUAGGCUUACAGCUGCAGCACCAAUUCGACCCCUAGCCUGGGAACUUCCUUAUGCUGUGGGUGUAGCUCUAAAAAGCAAAAAAAAAAAAAAAAAAAAAAAAAAAAAAAAAAAAAAAAAAAAGAAGAAUAUGGACUGGGAGGCAGGAAAUGGGGAUCUCGCCCCACUUUGCCUUUCUGAGUGUGCCGUUCUGUGCUGAGCUUCCUCGCCUGGAGAGUUAGGCCUGAAGACCUGGAACCUUAACUCUAGCAUCUGUAGUACAAGCAUCUCUUGGUCCAAACUCCAAAUCCUCCUGCUCUAAGGCAGGCAGCUCACCCCGGCUUCUUGACCCCAUCACAGGCUUGCGAUGAGUUGGCCUCCUUGUCAGCUGUGUGAUACAGAGACUGACACUACCUUCCAGCUCCCUGAGGACAGUUGCUCCCGCAAUGCAUGUGGGAUGGGAGGCUGUGAUGGAAAAGCUGCCUCAGCUGAGCAGCCUGGGGCUGGGGGUGAGGGAAGAAGGAUGCCUUUUGUGCUCUCUCAGGCCCAGAGCCUGACCCACCCCUUUUCCUAGACCUGGGGUUGGGGUGGGAGGUACUUCCCUACCUGUGCUCCCACUCAGGCUGCUUGACAAGGUCAGCACCAUUUUCUCUCCUGACUUUAUGAAGUUUAUUUAUUUUUGUCUUUCUUACUCCUACUAAAGAGCUCUGUCUCAAGAUUUCCUGCCUAAACAUGGCACCUGCUCUAUAGCUAAGAAAUGAGGGGCAACAGAGCAGAGUGCCCCCCCAACCAUGAAGUGAGCUGGGGGAAAAAAAUCCUUGAGAGCUGACUAGACUUGAGGUCCCUUCUAGAGCCCAGUGGAAUGAGCCUGCCUCUGGGCUUGAAGAGGAUUCACUUCCCCUCUGCCAGCCCUGAGGCCACAACCACUGGAAAAUGAUGUCACUCUUCCGGGCCAUUCCCCACCACAAGUGGCCUUUUCUUGUCUCCACCCUCAGGGCUGAAGCAGAAGAGCCUCAUGCAAAGGUGGCCCCACCCUUUUGGGGGAGUCACAAGGCUUCAGGCCACCUGCACCCCUUUAGGCAGACUUAAAGGGGCUGGAUUCUCAGGCCCCUGUGGCAGUUAUGGUUGACCCCAGCACGCACUGUAGAGAGGCUUCUGGGGAGCUGUUCACUGCAUCUGUGGCGGCAUGGUCCCAAAUCCUAAAGGAGGACAGACACUGGCCUGGGAGAGGCUGGGUGGGGGUUGAUUCUGGGAAGAGGUGGUUUUUUUUUUAUCAGAGAGUUCUAGCAAAUGCCAUUAGCCCUGAGCACCUGGGCCUUCAGAAAAUAAACAGGAGCUCCCUCCCCCAUUCCUCUGGGAUGCUAGCAGCCCCUGGAUACAGGGUGAGGCUAGGGGACCUGCUCAUUCACAGAAGUAAGGCCUGUCACUGAUCAGCCUGCACGCAGCUGAGGGUGGGACACCUCCACCCCAGGGCAGUGCCCAGUCUUCAGUCCUCCAGCUGGGCACUCAGCUGCCCCGUCUCCUCCCAAGCCAGGGGUAGAGAGGGAUGAGGACCCAGGCCUAGAGUAGCUCACUGACCUGGGCAUGGGGGCAUGAGCUAGUGCCAGCGCCAAAUUGGCCCCACUGGGCAGCCCCUGGCUUUGGCCAGUGACUGCUCCAGGGGAGGCAAAUGCCUUCCCUUCAUCCUGUAGCCAGGCUGGGCAGGGUCUCUGGGCCUCCAGUUUGGAGCUGGGAAGCCCAGAAUUCGGAAGGGGAUGCAAUCCUGCCUCUGGAUUGCACAGCAGGCUGGGCUUCCUAGGAGGCCAGGGCAAACACCAACCUCCCUGCUGUCUGUCCCCUGGAAAAAGGUAGGGCGCCCCUGGGAAAAUUCCAUAGCCCUUGGGCCCUGGAAGUGAGUUAAUCUCUGGCCGCAGGUGGUGUGCAGAGGAAGAGUUGAUGCCCUCCCUCAGGGCGCUGGGGCAAGGGAUGGGCACUGGGUUCUGUCCCCUGCUGCAGAUUCUGUGGGGCUGGGGCCAGGUUCCCUAUCCACUAAGUUUCACUUUUGCACAGAGAGCAGAGCCCCUACCCCCUUCCCAAUCCCACCUGCCGACUCAGAUGCGAGAGUCCCCUGCUGACUCACCCUCCCCUCUGCGCACCCCCCAACACCAGCUCUCUGGAUCUCCCAGCCACGUGCCACCAGGCCCAACCCUGAUGAGCUGGUGCAACGUGACAGGGUGAGGGGGCUGGUGACACUUGAGGAAGAAAGGAGGGGGCCGGGCGGGGCGGGUGGGGGUUGCUGCAGACAGAGUGACAGACUGCAGACCCAAGCCGCCUCUGGGGGGAGGCCCUUUUGCCAGCCCCGGGGCCUGCAGUGGGGGAGGCUCAGCAGGUGGGAGGGGAGGGGCGUGUGGAGUGCCUGCCUGCCCCCUGCCUGCCUCGGCUGCAUCUCCUGUCAGCCUUCAGCUCUCUAAGCGACAGCUUCUAAUUCCGGCUGUUGGUGCCUCUGUGCUCCGCAGCAGAGUCGCAGCUUUUUUUCAUCUUUGCUAUUUCUUUUCUGCUCAGAACAUAUUGAGCCCACAGGCAAGUCAGAGCAAAGGCUCCAGGGCCUGAGACCUGGCAAUACCCCCUGCUCCCCACCCCCCCCACAGGUCAGCCAGGCCAGGACUGGGAUGGCACUGCUAGCUGGAGCAACAGAAAGGGCUGCUCCUUCCAAAGAGGACCCUGCAAGAGGACCCAGCCUGGCACCCUCUUACAGACCAGGUCCUGCCCCAGCUCCUCUUCUUCCCUGCACUGUCUCUAUCCGCCACAGAAAACAGGGACAUCAGUGAGGCUGAGAUGUCUCUGGGAGGCUCAGGGAGGAGGGGCAUGGCUCUUUGGGACCAGUGCCCCCUUCCAUGUUCCUGCUGCUUCUCUCCUCCACCUGGAGGUGUCACUGCCUGGCUUGUCAGGCUGGCCUGCCACACACAGAUUCCUAGGGCGCCCCCUCCCCUAGCCCUGGAAACAGUAAGAAAGGAAGAAAGAAAUUUCCUUCAUGCUACAAAAAAGGGAAAUUGAGUCACAAAAGAAAGAAAGCCUUCUCUUCUACUACCUGAGUAAACAGGGAGAACGUUUCUACAUCCUUCCUGGAGUUGGAGAAUCUAUACCCAUCCUGGGUGACACUGAGGAGGGACUUCCAGGUCUGGGAGUGGGAUUGGGCUUUUUGAGCUCUGAAAAACUGUGCAGCUCUUUUCCUGACACUCUCCAGCUUGCUGUUGCGUGCAGUCAGCAGGGCUGGUGUUAUGGGUUUCCUUUUGCAGAUGAGAGAAUGCAGGCCUGGAGCCACACUGCUAGUAAAUUCCUUCAAACUAGGACUUAA